AUGCCAUUUGGCCAAAUGCCCGUCUUAGAAGUUGAUGGUAAGAAGCUUGCCCAAUCCAUUGCAAUUGUUCGCUUCCUUGCAAGAAAGUUUGAUGUUCGACUUACGCAAGAAGAAUGGCCGAAGCACAAAGCUGGUGGGUGGUUUGGUUAUCAAAAACAAAUCUCCAUUUAUGCUGCAGAAAUGCCGUUUGGCCAAAUGCCCGUCUUAGAAGUCGAUGGCAAGAAGCUUGCUCAAUCCUUUGCAAUAGUGCGCUUCCUUGCAAGAAAGUUUGGAUAUGCCGGAAAAACUCCGUUCGAGGAGGCUCUCGUUGAUUCGAUUGCCGAUCAAUGGAAGGAUUUUAUGCAAGAGGUCCAACCAGCGGUCAAAGUCGCUCUAGGUUUUGAGCAGGGAGACCUGGUAAGUUGCUAGUA
Cylicostephanus goldi is the source of this 410-nucleotide messenger RNA. NCBI's taxonomy places the organism in Eukaryota, Metazoa, Nematoda, Chromadorea, Rhabditida, Strongylidae. The record is from the annotation of a GenBank genome assembly.